AUGUUUAAAAUAUCCCAUUACCGAUCUUCAGAACAAUUGUUAAAAGAGAAUCAACAAAAACUGACAAAGAAACAAGAAAGUUUAAUCAGACAUUAUGAAUCAGAAUGUUUUGUGCAACUUUGUUGCAUUGAAUAUUUGCUUGCCCAAGACAAGCAAUUAACUUCUUUUUUCCUUCCAGAAGAUUUAAAUGAAAGACAAUUUGAAUAA
Molecule: messenger RNA, 207 nt
Organism: Clunio marinus
Lineage: Eukaryota; Metazoa; Arthropoda; Insecta; Diptera; Chironomidae
Source: the annotation of a GenBank genome assembly